Molecule: messenger RNA, 2223 nt
Organism: Oryzias latipes (Japanese medaka)
Lineage: Eukaryota; Metazoa; Chordata; Actinopteri; Beloniformes; Adrianichthyidae
Gene: upf3b
Product: UPF3B regulator of nonsense mediated mRNA decay
Biological process (GO): nuclear-transcribed mRNA catabolic process, nonsense-mediated decay; positive regulation of translation
Cellular component (GO): cytoplasm; nucleolus
Molecular function (GO): mRNA binding
Source: RefSeq, a predicted model, not a curated record
GCCCAAUGCCGGAAUUGCAUGUCUGUCAAAUAGGAAGUUAGUACGCUUGCUACUAGCUGGCUAAUUUUCUAAAAGGUAAACAAGUGUGUCGGAUGAGUUGAGAUUAAACUUCGACUAAAAUUAACUUUGCGCCAUGAAAGAAGACAAAGAAAACACCCGACCAAGAGAGAAAAGAGUGGACAUAAAAUGCGAAGAUCUAGAAAAGACAGAGAAGUCUAAAGAAAAAAAGGAAGCCAUGACAAAGAUUGUGAUCAGACGAUUACCACCCACGUUGACCAAAGAAGAGUUAGAGGAACAGUUGCAACCCCUCCCAGAGGUUGACUACCUGGAGUUUUUCUCCAAUGACACCAGCCUUUACCCACACCUCUUUGCAAGAGCUUACAUUAACUUCAGAAACGAAGAAGAUGUGGUCCUCUUCAGGGAUCGCUUUGAUGGCUACGUGUUUGUUGACGGCAAAGGUCAAGAAUUUCCUGCGAUUGUGGAGUUUGCACCUUUUCAAAAGACUGCCAAGAAAAGAAUAAAGAAGAAGGACUCAAAGUGUGGCACAAUUGCAGAAGAUCCAGAUUACAAAAGGUUUCUUGAGUAUUACAACGGAGAUGACAACAAGUUGACGACCACACCGGAAACUCUCUUAGAAGAAGUCGAAGCUAGAUCGAAAGAACUUUCAGCUAAAAAAACAACCCCGCUGCUGGAUUUCCUGAAAACUAAACAAAGACUCCGAGAGGAAAGGAAAGAAGAAAGGAGGAGGAGGGAGCUUGAGCGCAAGCGCCUGCGCGACGAGGAGCGUCGCAAAUGGAGGGAAGAGGAGAGGAGGAAGCGCAAAGACGCAGAGAAAAUGAAAAGACUUGAGAAGCCAGUGGACAAAGACAAGGAAAGUGUCAAAGAAGAACCAAAAAUAAAGCUCUUGAAGAAACAAGAAAAAAGUGAGGAUGAUGAUGCUGAAAAGCCAAAGGAUAAAGCCAAGAAACCAGAGAAGGGGCAUAAAGAGGACAGGCCCUUUGGAAGUUUUGACCAGAGGAGACGCCAGAACAUUGAUAACAAGGAAGAUCGUGGGAAGAAGUGGGAUGAGGACGGACGGAAGGAGCCUCGAGAGCGGGACCUGGAUCGAGACAGAGAGCGGGAAAAAGAGCGGCGGCUCAGAGAAAAGGAGCGCCUUAAACGGCAGGACGAGGAAAGACGAAAACGGAGGGAAAGGCACGAUGGAGAGAGUUCAUUCCGGAAGCGUGAAGAGGAUUUCAGAAAGGAAAAAGCCUUUGAGAAAAAGAAAGACGAAAGCAUGGUGGAAUCUGUUCACUCCGAGAAGCCAGAGAAACCCCAAAAAGAAAACAAAAAGGAGGACAUGGGGAAAAAAGAGAGACUGCGGAACAAGGAUCGGCCUGCAAUUCAGCUGUACCAACCAGGAGCCAGGAGCCGCAAUCGCUUUGGCGCUGGAGGAGCCGAAUCCACUCCUGCUGACAAAAAAACGGAUAUUGACAACAAGAAAACGGUUGAGAAAGGAGAGGACUGAGCUCGCCUCUUCUGGUGGCAUUUGAGACCCGGUGAUGAAACAGGCCUCAGAGCCUCAGAGAGUUUUAGAGCCACGUGCACGGCUGCUGAAACAGAGCUGCAGCCGGCUGGCAGAGUCUCUGGGACAGAAAGCAGAACCUCUCAGUGCCUAAAUGUGGCCCUCUUUAGUUUUCUGUUCUUAGAAGAGGCAAAAGGAGCAUUUUGAGAGAGUUUAACUGUCGGGCACAUUCAUUCAGUGAUGCAUAGGUCUUUUAAGCCUAUGCGGUCUUAAAGUGACCUUAUUUCAGGGUUUCUGAUAAUAAAAAACGUUCAAACUGCAAACAAGCUUUCAGGGUUAUUAGAAAAUCAAAAUAUAAAGUGCAACUUCAGUGUUUUUCAAAUGUCAGUAUGGCAAAGUUCUACACUAAAGAUUCCACACGUUGGUCAUUACUACAGCGCAAAUUUGAGUUUUCAUGAUCAAAUGACUCAUUUCUCCUUUGUCAAAGAUAUCCUCAUCUUUUUCAUGAUCUGUCACUCCACUCAGGUCAAAGUCUAUGAUAGAAAAGUUUGAAUUUGCAGGUUUGAGGUGUGGCAAGGAUAAUCAGAAGUGAUCAUCUUGUGGCCUUUCCCCAUUUCUGACACCCUUUAAGCAUUUAUGUAGAUGCACUGCACCAGGUUGAGCAUGAAAACAUAUCAAUGACUUCUUUUGACAGAAAAUAAAAGCUCUUUGACUAAAUA